UUGUACUGUGUCCGGUGAAAAGUUCAGACUCAAGUGGUUUAUGUACAUAUAUGUGUUGUUUAAGUAAUUAUUUUGUCUGGUCUGAAUUAAUUAAUCUUGAAUUGCUCACAUGCCCAGUUCAACACAGUUGUAUGUAACGUGCUAACCUCCUCAAUCCUCCACUUUCCAAACAUUUCUGCAAAAUUUCAGAGCCUGUUUAUGUUAAUUUACACCACACAGCUUAUUAUUUUCCUCCAUUUCACCAAACCUAAUUUUAUUUUAUUUUUUUACAUGACACUUCUCACUUGCUUGCUUCUUAAUUCAUGUCGUGGCCAUCUCUCUUUCAGUUUAGUUUAAUUGCUCUCACUUCCCUUUUGUUAUUGCUUCACGUUAUCAAUUAUUUGCACUUUUGAAUCCUUGGGCUUGUUUUUCACUUGUUUUUGUUCAUGUUUUGUUUUCUGGGUUAUUAGUAGUAGUAUCAUCAUUUCAUGGUUUUGUUGUAAAGAGGGUUUAGAUUCUCUUAUUUUUCUUUUUUAUAUAUGGGAUGGAUUUGGUGCUGCAAGUUUCAUCCUUGGUGCUAAAAGUUAGCUGGGCAUUUGCUGUCUUUUUGGUACUUGUAGGAUCUGCAGAUCCAACAUCUGCAGCAACUUUUGAUGCAAUUUCUCCAGUUGGAGAAGGUUCCACCGGCCCUGUCCCUCAAUGGAAGCAAUUAAAUCAUAAUGCAACAAGUCCAUUUCAGUCAAGCGCUGUAUCUCCGCCUAUCACUUCGCCCCCAGCACCAGAAAACACAAAAGAUCAGGCACCUUUAUUGUCCCCCAGUACUCCUACACCAUCACAGCCAAGUAAAUUUUCUUCUCCUACAACUUUUCCCGGCAUCGCUCCAAAUGUCCCACCAAGUGCUUCUCAGGGACAGCCACCGCCUACUAAAGACCCUGAAUUGGCUCCUGAAGAUCCAGCACCUGUUGUAUCACCCCCAAUAAAGUCACCAGCAAAGUCCCCUAGUAUCAAUCCCUUCAUGCCAGGCUCUGCGCCACCAAGUUCCCAAAAUAGCCAGACACCAGAUGAUACGGCUCCUUUAUCUGCACCAAUAGCGCCGGACACAGUACAGAGUUCACCGCCACCAAGGGAGAUGCUUCAGACACCGCCAACAAGCCAACCUACUCUGCCUAAGGUACCAGACAAUAAGGCUCCUCUAUCCGCGCCAACAGCUCCAGGGCAAGUUGCCCCGCCACCAAGAAACCUGCUACAAGCACCACCAAUAAGCCAGCCUACUGUGCCUCAAUUACAAAUGACACCUCCACCAAAGGAGAUGCUACAAACGCCACCAGCAAGCCAACCUAUUCUACCUAAAUUACCGGAUAAUAAGCCUCCUCUAUCCCUGCCAGUAGCUCCAGUACAAAUUGCACCACCACCAAGGGAUAUGCUGCGCAAACCACCAACACACCAGCCUGUUGUGCCUGAAGUACAAAGCGCAUCGCCACCAAGGGGACUGCUACAAACGCCACCAGCAAACCAACCUAUUCCGCCUAAAGUACCUGAUAAUAAGGCUCCUCUAUUUGUGCCAAUUGCUCCAUUGAAAAAUGCACCACCACCGAGGGACAUGCAACAAACGCCACCGACAAGCCUACCUAGUGUGCCUGAAACACCACCAUCCGACCCCCCUGCUACUUCACCUCCACAUAACUUACCAAGAUAUGCACCACCCAUCCAUCCAGAAGGGCCCAAAGUACCUCCAUCUAUAUCACCAGAAUCUGAUAUCUCUCCUGUAUCCACUACUCCACCAAGCUUUAACCCAAAAAAAAGAGGAAUACCUGUUGCUGCCCCAUCCCAUGCGGUGCCAAAACAGUUUUCACCCCCCAACCUUUCUCCUGCUGCAUCUCCUCAGAACAAUUCCCCAAGGGAUGCUGAAAGUGCUUCUCCGCCUCUUGUAGUACUUUCUCCUACACCUUUACCUUCAACCGCGUCAUAUAGACAUCAUGGAAAGAUGAAUAUCAGUAGCCCUGGUCCAUCUUCUUAUCUGGCUCCUCCUCCUGAGUCAGCUGAUAGAGGGAAGCCUCUUUCACCAGGUUCACCUCGUCAAACUAGAAUGCCCUUUCUUUCACCUGAAAUUUCUCCUUCCGUAUCUUCACCAAUGAUUCCAAAGAUUCCACAUCUGCGACCUAUUCAAGCCUUUCCACCUCCACCUCCUAAUGCAGAGUGCAAACCAUUACCUUGCGACGAGCCACUUACCAAUACUCUUCCUGGAUUUCCUUGUGGCUGCAUCUUGCCAAUGCAAGUUGGGCUGCGCCUCAGCGUAUCACUCUAUACAUUUUUUCCUUUGGUUUCAGAGUUUGCUACUGAAGUUGCUUCUGGAGCAUUUAUGAAACAAAGUCAAGUUCGGAUAAUGGGGGCAAAUGCAGCCACCGAGGAUCCAGAAAAGACUAUUGUUUUGAUGGAUUUGGUACCAUUUGGAGAAGAUUUUGAUAACAAUACAGCUUAUUUGACUUAUCAAAGAUUCUGGCACAAACAAGUGCCUAUAAGCACUUUUUAUUUUGGUGAUUAUGAAGUUCUUUAUGUGCGUUAUACAGGUCUUCCUGACUCUCCACCUUCUGCACCUUUAAGUGAUACUGAGCCUCAUGACAGUAAAGGGGGGACCAUAAAGCCCGUGGGGGUUGAUAUCAGGAGAGGACAGCACAAGAAAGGGCUUAAAGGCAGUGUUAUUGCAGUUAUAGUUUUAUCAGCCUUGAUAGCUAUGGUUCUAAUCUGUGCAAUUGCUUGGAUCAUGUUCUUUAGGCAUAGAGAUCAUGAUUAUCAAGUGCAGGAAAAUCCACAGACUAAGCAACUUUCACUUGCAAAAUCCUCAGGGAUUGCUACUUCUAUGACUGGUAGUGGACCCAGUUCCAUUUCUCCAUCAUAUAAUGCUACAAUUGCACCUUAUACUGGUACUGCAAAGACUUUUACCUUGAAUGACAUGGAAAGAGCAACUGACAACUUUGCUGCUUCAAGAGUGCUCGGAGAAGGUGGAUUUGGUCUUGUUUAUGGUGGUGUCCUUGAAGAUGGGACUAAAGUGGCUGUCAAGGUGCUUAAAAGAGAUGAUCAACAGGGAGAUCGUGAAUUCUUAAGCGAAGUUGAAAUGCUUAGUCGCCUUCAUCACAGAAACUUAGUCGCAUUGAUUGGGAUAUGUACAGAAGAACAUGCCCGCUGCUUAAUCUAUGAACUAAUUCCAAAUGGAAGCGUGGAAUCUCAUUUACAUGGAAUCGACAAGGAAGAUGCUCCACUUGAUUGGGGUGCCCGUUUGAAGAUAGCACUUGGUGCUGCUCGAGGUCUAGCUUAUCUGCAUGAAGAUUCGAGUCCACGUGUCAUACACAGGGACUUUAAGUCCAGCAACAUUUUGCUGGAACAUGAUUAUACACCAAAAGUGUCUGAUUUUGGUUUGGCGCGCUCUGCAUUGGAUGAGGAGAGCAGGCACAUUUCAACCCGUGUCAUGGGGACUUUUGGCUAUGUGGCUCCAGAAUAUGCAAUGACAGGACAUCUUCUUGUGAAGAGUGAUGUUUACAGUUAUGGAGUAGUCUUACUUGAGCUUUUAACAGGAAGAAAACCAGUGGACAUGUCUCAGCCUCCCGGUCAAGAGAACCUAGUUACUUGGUCCCGUCCACUCCUCACAAGUGAAGAAGGUUUAGAAUUGAUAGUAGACAAAUCUUUGGGGCCAAAUUUUCCUUUCGACAGUAUCUCUAAAGUAGCAGCUAUCGCAUCAAUGUGUGUUCAGUCGGAGGUUUCACAUCGUCCAUUUAUGGGUGAGGUAGUUCAGGCCUUAAAACUAGUGUCCAACGAAUGUGAUGCGACAAAAGACUUAGGAUCUAGAAGCUGUAGCCAAGAGGAUCUCUCAGUUGAUUUUGAUGCAAGGUCUAGUACACAUUCUGAUCAUUUACCUGAUCGCUUCCAAAUACAGUCUCCUCUUUCUGAUUACGAAUCGGCAAUCUCCGUUGAUAGAGGGCUACCCUUGUCAGAACUAUAUAGUACAUCAGCAAAAAUAGGGAAGACAGAUUCGGAGUCAUUUAGGAGGCACUCAAGUUCUGGUCCUUUGAGAAGCGAAAGUGUUUUGCCACUCUGGCAGAGGAUGAGAAGAUCAUCAGGUGGCAGUGUAAGUGAACACGGGGCAAUGUUCAAGCUAUGGAAUGGAUAUCAUUAAGAGUUUGUCAUACUCAUAGUUUCAUUAUUGUCCAGUUUUUGAAGGGAUAAAAGUUGAAGUGCAUCAUUCAUUUGAUCCAACUGGAUCAAAUUGAGUCAUUUUUUACAACAGAGUGACCAACCGGAUACAUUUGAACCAAACUAGUCUGAUAGUAUCCUGUCGUUUUUUAAAAUGUUGGACUUAAUCGGAAAUAAGCAAAGGUAAGUAAUAUUCGAUUACCGAAUAAAAGUUGUACAUAAAAGUGCAUAUUAUGCCAAACAAAACUAAAUGGACGGCUAUUGAAGGUUGGUUUAGGUCAAGGUUUGGAUUAUGUUCAACUAAUUUUUGCAUGAUCUUUAAUGUU
This is a messenger RNA of Daucus carota subsp. sativus, 4490 nucleotides long. RefSeq names its product receptor-like serine/threonine-protein kinase ALE2. Bases 524 to 4147 code for a protein of 1207 amino acids. Gene Ontology annotation, molecular function: protein kinase activity; ATP binding. Gene Ontology annotation, biological process: protein phosphorylation. The record is from RefSeq and is a predicted model, not a curated record. NCBI's taxonomy places the organism in Eukaryota, Viridiplantae, Streptophyta, Magnoliopsida, Apiales, Apiaceae. The transcript is spliced from 18 exons.